AUGUUUUGGCCACCGCUGCGGUAUCUGGCUAUAACUGCCGGUGCGAUAGUGGGCGUAUCUGUUGCUCUGAUGCGUCUAUUUGGCAACAAGCCACCUGCCAAAACUCUGAAAUGGCAACUCGUGGGUGAUGCCUGUAAACCCGAUUUUAUAUGGAGCGGUCAUAUCACCCCAGGCUGGGAAGGUGUGUUGGAUCCUAUCAAGAAAAACUUUGAAGAGGGCUACGAGAUAGGUGGCCAUUUCACAGUCUACAGAAAGGGAGAAAAGGUGGUAGAUAUCACGUUUGGUUACCCAGACGACUCCUUCACCACUCCGUACGCGAAGGACACCGUACAGCUGGUGUUCAGCUCCACCAAGUUUGUGUGUGCCAUGGCCAUGGCUAUGUUGGUGGAUCGAGGGCUGCUGGCAAUAGACGAGCCCAUCGCUACCUACUGGCCUGCCUUUGCGCAGAACGGGAAGGAGAGUGUCACAGUGGGAGAUCUGAUGUCACACGCGGGGGGUGUGCACGGCGUGUCUGAGCGCAUUCCACUUGACGUGACACUCGACAGCGGAGACACUCUGCGGAGCAUUCUGGAGAAAACUGAGAUGGACCCGCGCACGUGGCGGCAGAUGGGCAACCAAGGCUACCAUGGAAUAUCAAGGGGCCUGUACGCCAAUGAGAUCUGCAAGAUUGUCGAUCCAAAGCACCGGUCAAUAAAUACAUUUCUUGAGGAGGAGGUGCUUGUGCCAAUGGGUAUACAUGAUUUCCGGAUAGGAGUAGUGGCUGGAUCAGACCUGGAGUCACGCAUUGGCGAAGUCUAUGCGAUGAAAUGGCACAAAAUGUUGUUUGGCAUCUUGCCCCGCCUCUACCUUCCAACGAGGUUGUGCAGUUACAUCUACAACGAUGUAUAUCUGAGGGAGCCCGAGCACAAGUUUGUCAUGAGCUUCAUCAACAAGAAAGAUCCGAAUAGUGUGCCUUUAAUGGCCUUUGCCAAGAUCUGGAAAGACGGGCCCAGGGGACUGUCAGCGUACAGCCGACACACCGAAUGGAGGCAGACGCACUCUCCGUCCACUAAUGGCUUUACACGCGCAGCUGUGCUCGCGCGGAUUGCGAAUGUCUUUGCCCACAGCGGCGUGGAUCCGGAAACUGGCAUUCGCUUUAUGAAGCCAGGAACUGUGCAAAUGGCAUGUAAGAAGCAUGAACGGCUACAGGACGCAGUCCUACAAGACCACAUCCAGUACACCCACAUGGGUUAUACUGAUAUGCUGACGAUAGUACAGACCCCCCCCUGGUGUAACCAGCCGGUGUUUGACGCCGCAAAAGGCGCGUUUGUGGGGUGGGGCGGGGCUGGGGGCAGUCUCAUACACUUUUCCACAACUCAUGAGAUGGCCGUGGCAUACACUAUGAACAGAUACUCGCCCCAUGUCUGUGACUGGCGAGCGCCUAUGUAUGCGGCAGAGGCACUGGAGAUCAGCCGCAGCGUAUGAAGACUCCGUGUGUGUGACACAGAAGACAGCACAGGCACGUGCUAACCGCAGGUGGCUCAAAUGUGGAAGGGACUGAUCUACGUGAAGGGUUGGAGAACGUUGAAGACGAACCGGAAAUAGACGUUAAAGUGUCAGAAGAAUGGCAGGAGAGGAUGCGAUGGGGACAUGUGAGGAUAGGGGGGCGGUGUGGGAUGUACACUGCACGUGACAGGUAUGCUGAGAGUGACUUCGGCCAGAAGGGUAGCUGCAACACGGCGUUAAACGAUGGGAACC
Sphaeroforma arctica JP610 is the source of this 1737-nucleotide messenger RNA. Its product is annotated as beta-lactamase. Lineage: Eukaryota; Ichthyosporea; Ichthyophonida. The coding region runs from base 1 to 1464 and encodes 487 amino acids. The record is from RefSeq and is a predicted model, not a curated record. The transcript has 10 exons.